AUGUCGAGCCCAUCUGCAUUAUCUUAUAAUGAAACGCAAGAACCAAUGGAUAUAUUGUCUGGUGAUGAAGCUCAGGAACUAAUGUAUAUGUUGUCUUGUGAUGAAGCUCAGGGGCUGACAAGCAUGGCUUACGAUGAAUUUAAUGAUAAUGAAUCAAUAUCUGCAAAAGCUGUUAGUAAAUCUUCUAAAUAUACAAG
This is a messenger RNA of Dentiscutata heterogama, 197 nucleotides long. The record is from the annotation of a GenBank genome assembly. Lineage: Eukaryota; Fungi; Glomeromycota; Glomeromycetes; Diversisporales; Gigasporaceae.